This is a messenger RNA of Tarenaya hassleriana, 534 nucleotides long. RefSeq lists its product as uncharacterized. Lineage: Eukaryota; Viridiplantae; Streptophyta; Magnoliopsida; Brassicales; Cleomaceae. The record is from RefSeq and is a predicted model, not a curated record. The transcript has 3 exons. The coding region runs from base 1 to 534 and encodes 177 amino acids.
AUGAAGGCUUUGGAGUUCGUGGAGAUCACGAGACCGCGAGCGAGAGGUCAUAGAGCUAGGGUUAGGGUCGAUGACGAUGAGUCCGACCAUGAGGAGAUACCUAGACGGAGAGUGAACCCUAGACCGAGAGAUAGACCUCGUAGGUGGGCAGACGAUGUCGAGGAAGAAGAAGAACUAAGACCUCGACAACCUAGAGGGCCUAGUAACGACCUUAAGCUUAAACCGCCCCUCUUCGUAGGAAAAGUAGAUCCCGAAGCACACCUAGAUUGGGAGCGCUGUAUGGAUAACAUCUUCGAAUGUUAUGCAUAUUCGGAUCGACGGAGGGUCCAAUAUGCCGCUGCUCAAUUAGCAGAGAAUGCGCUAGCUUGGUGGGAUCGGGAAACCACCGAGCGACGACGAGCUCACAUAGAGCAAGUUGGGACUUGGCGUGAGAUGAAGGUCCUUAUGCGCAAGAGAUAUGUUCCUCCGCAUUUCCACCGAGAACUUCAAAGGAAGUAUCGGAAGCUAGCCCAAGGAGCUAGGCCGGUGGAAUAA